UUUUCUACUGGUUUUUAGUUGACAUCAAAUAAUAUUUUUCUUAACCUGAAACCUCCAAUAAUCACGCGCUCACGUCUAUAAAAUUUUUGAGCAUGAAGAUCACAGAUAGAGAAGAAAGAGAAUAAUUUUCUGAAAGAAAGAUAAGGAGAUUGUUCGUUCGAAUUGGUUAUUGUGGUGUAAAGAGAGCGAGAAAGGAAGUUUCUUUUCCUGGAAAAGGGAGUAAAAUGCAUGAGGCCGUUGCGUUUGGUUGUUGAAAUUUCUUCAUUUUUUUAAUUCAUUGGAUCGUCUUCGUUUCUUGGUCCCUCUCUUCUUCUUUAGGGCUUUUUUGUAUUAAUUCCCGUGGAGCUUCUGAUUCUGUGAGGCAAUUGGUUGGGAAAGAAAUAGAAUUUAAAAAUAUCGGCCUGUCAAAUCUGCUUCAGAUUCAAUUCUGGAUUCAGGUUUCUUCACUGCGGCUCAGUCUGAUUCACUUAAUUGCAACUUUUGUGCCUGAGACUCUUUCAAGGUUAAGGUUCAAUGAAGCGGCAAUGAGGAAUACAGUAGAAAUAUGGAUGUUAGAUCGGAGGGUAUGCAAGUGAAGUACGAUAAACUUCCGGCUCCUGUGAUACCGAGGACCCGUUUGCGGAUUUGGUUUAUUCGCGUUUGCUCAAGCAUUGUGCUUUGGACAUGUCUGGUUCAGCUAGUGACAGUUACUGAACUAUGGAAUUCACAUUUCAUUUCUGGGAUUACUAGUCGAGUACAUAACACAGCUCAAGUUCAGAUUCCUUCCCAAGUGGAAAAUGAGAUAGUUCAUUCUCCUCGCCCUCUUCUUCCCGCAAGAAAUUAUACAAGUAAUGGUUUUUUGAGAGUGUCCUGCAAUGGGGGUCUGAAUCAAAUGCGUGCGGCGAUCUGUGAUAUGGUCUCUGUUGCUCGAUUCUUGAAUCUCACGUUGGUUGUUCCAGAGCUUGAUAAGACGUCCUUUUGGGCAGACCCUAGUAAUUUUGGGGACAUAUUUGAUGUGAGGCAUUUCAUUGAUUCUCUAAGAGAUGAAGUUCGAAUAGUAAAAAGAGUGCCCAAAAAGUUUGUUAAAAAAUUUGGCAACACCACCCUGGAGAUGCCUCCUGUCAGCUGGUCAAAUGAAAAAUAUUACUUGGAACAGAUUCUGCCACUUCUUGGCAACCAUAAGGUGUUACACUUCAACAAAACAGAUGCUCGACUGGCAAACAAUGGUCUCCCACUUGAUCUACAGAAACUCAGGUGUCGUGUCAAUUUCCAGGCCCUUAAAUUCACUCCUCAAAUUGAGAGCUUGGGGCACAAAUUGAUUAGGAUGCUUCAAGAGAGAGGACCUUUUGUGGCCUUGCACCUGAGAUACGAGAUGGACAUGUUAGCUUUCUCAGGCUGUACUCAUGGUUGCACUGAAGAAGAAGCUGAAGAACUCAAGCGGAUGAGGUAUGCUUUCCCUUGGUGGAGGGAGAAGGAGAUAGUGUCCGAAGAGAGGAGAUUGCAGGGUCUCUGUCCUUUGACUCCAGAGGAGGCGGCACUAGUUUUAAAAGCUUUGGGUUUUGGCAAUGACACGCAGAUCUAUAUUGCAGCUGGUGAUAUUUUUGGCAGUGAACGUAGACUUGCACAACUGAGAGCUUCAUUUCCACGAAUCGUGAAAAAGGAAACUUUGCUAGAUCGUGAUGAAUUGCGGCAAUUCCAGAAUCAUUCAUCACAGAUGGCUGCUCUGGAUUUUAUGGUUUCAGUAGCUAGUAACACCUUUAUUCCUACCUAUUACGGUAACAUGGCAAAACUCGUGGAAGGUCAUCGCAGGUAUUCAGGUUUCAAAAAAACCAUCUUAUUGGAUCGGAAAAAGCUUGUAGAAUUGAUUGAUAUGCAUUAUAACGGCACACUUCCAUGGAACGAGUUUGUCGGGGCUGUCCUACAAGCUCAUGAAAAGAGAAUGGGACAACCAGUUCUUCGCCAAGUUAUUCCAGACAAGCCGAAGGAGGAAGACUACUUCUACGCAAACCCUCAGGAGUGUCUAUGUGAGGUAACAAAUUGUGAUGACUUGCUACGACCUCAUAACUCAAGUGAAGUGCCGUUGGUAAGGGCUAUGGAAUCUAGAAGACCACCGUUCUUCCCAAUCACCAAUAGGAGGAUUCAAAGAACUGAAGCAUUGAUUUGAAUGUUGCUUAGAUGCUGCGUUGAGGAAUCUGGAUCACUGUCAUCACAGCUAAGGUAUGAAUACACGAUUUUGUAGGAAAACAAGCAAAAUGGAAAAAAAGGAGCAAGGGAUAAAGAAAGAGAGGGAAAAAAAAUUGGAGCUUUUAUUAACGGCUUCAGAAAAAUUUUCAUUCUCAUUGAUUAAUUUUUUUUUUCCUUUCCCAAUUAACGUGUUCAUUAUAGUUAUCUCAGACUCACGUUGACAUUUGAAAGUUUAUCCUGGUUGCCAGCAGAAAUGAUAAAGUUGUUUUACAACAGGAACACAAGUGGAGUUCCUACAGUGUUGUCCUUGUACAAAGUACUGCUAGCUACCUACCCAAUUCUUUUUAUUUUUCCGAAGAAUCAAUAUAGCAAUAUUAUGAGAUAAAA
Messenger RNA from Prosopis cineraria, 2550 nucleotides. Its product is annotated as rhamnogalacturonan I rhamnosyltransferase 1-like. The record is from RefSeq and is a predicted model, not a curated record. Gene Ontology annotation, cellular component: chloroplast; cytoplasm. NCBI's taxonomy places the organism in Eukaryota, Viridiplantae, Streptophyta, Magnoliopsida, Fabales, Fabaceae. The coding region runs from base 545 to 2143 and encodes 532 amino acids. The transcript has 9 exons.